Syngnathoides biaculeatus (alligator pipefish) is the source of this 1801-nucleotide messenger RNA. Its product is annotated as cytokine receptor common subunit gamma-like. The transcript is spliced from 9 exons. Gene Ontology annotation, cellular component: external side of plasma membrane. Gene Ontology annotation, molecular function: protein binding; cytokine receptor activity. The record is from RefSeq and is a predicted model, not a curated record. Gene Ontology annotation, biological process: cytokine-mediated signaling pathway. Bases 293 to 1195 code for a protein of 300 amino acids. NCBI's taxonomy places the organism in Eukaryota, Metazoa, Chordata, Actinopteri, Syngnathiformes, Syngnathidae.
UUUGUAAGAUAUUUGAACGUUAAAUCAGAUGUAUCAUCAGUGCUGUCAGGAGUAGUCAUUAAAAUUAUGCCUAGAAUCCUAGUAUUGUUAAGCAAUUUGAACAUGUACAUUAAAUCAUAAUCUCAACUUUUACAUUAUGCUCAUGUAAAUUCAGCAAUAGCAUGAUAAUUUCCGCUAAAAGGAAGUAGAAGCCACACAAGUCUAGAGCAGGGAAAAAAAACACAGACAUUUAACUCAGAGGAAACGGCAACGUGUACCUUCGCUGAAAGCAUCCAAAUUCUUCUUGUCCACGAUGCUGAAUAAAUUGCUUUUAGUUCUCUGGCUGGCAGGACCUGCUUUUGCCAAACAAUUUCCAGAUGUCGAUUGUGUCAUUUUGCAUUUGAAGACUGUUAGAUGUACCUGGAACGGACAUGGCAAUCUCACAGUCAACUACACCUUCCACAGCUGGUUUCAUAAUGAAAAAGCCAGGGCGUGUGAGAUGUACUUGACCAGCAACAGGAUCAGAAAUGGCUGCAUUCAGCCCUAUGGUGACAUUUCCAACAGAUUCACAAUGUUUUACACACGACUGGAGCGUGACAACAGAACUUCCCCGAAAAGGCAUGAUCUUGUAAAGAAAGUUAAAUUAAAUCCGCCGACCAAUUUGACUGUUCAGAAAGGAGCAGACAAUGUUUGGUUCUACUGGAAUCAGAUCUUGCCAUCAUGUGUGCAAAAUGAGGUUUGCUACAGGACCUGUUACAAGAAUUGGGACUGCUUUCCGCAGACAUGUGCAGUCCUUCAUGGGAAGCAAAAUUACUGCAUCAACUUGCCCUCUGAUUGUUCCCGGUAUGAACUUAAAGUGAGAAGCAGUUUGGACGAAACGUGCUCAGCUUCUGACUGGAGUGACUGGAGUGAUCCUGUGAUCUGGAUAUCAAACAACAGCACAGAAUGUGACCAAGGCACCGGUUCCACGUUUGUGAUAAUUGUGUGCGUUCUGGCUCCUGUCAUACUCAUCCUGAUGGUUGUGCUGUUGCUGCGUUAUGAGAGGUUCAGAAUCAUCUUCAUCCAUGUAGUACCAGAGCAAUCCCUGAUUCCUCAAGAUAAGAUUGAGCCUUGGCUUGAAAUUCCCAAAGAUCUUAAACAAAGCUUCAAGGCAAGCUACCAUGAUCGUGCCUGUCCUGUUCAAGAGUACCACCAUGUCUCCCAGGGUUCCGUGUGAGUUGGGACCUAUACCAGCCCACUUUGGAUGAGUUACACCCUGGGCUGGUUGUCAGCCAAAUGUAGAUGUAAAUAUACCCAGAUAACAAUUGGUGUAUUAAGUUAUUGAAGUAUUAUUAUUAUUAUUGGCAAAAUAUUACAAUAAUGUGGCAUUAUGUGGCAGCUGUAGAACAGUUCUGAGAAACGGGUUUGCAUCCCGGCCUGCCUGUGUGGAGUUUGCAUGUUCUCCCUGUGCCUGCGUGGGUUUUCUCCCGGCCAUUCCGGUUUCCUCUCACAUCCCAUACAUUGGACACUCCAAAUUACCCUUGGGUGUUAUUGUGAGUGUAACUGUCUGUCUUCAUGUGCCCUGCGAUUGGCUGGCAAUCAGUUCAGGGUGUUCCCCGCAUCCUGCCCGAUGACAGCUGGGAUUGGGUCCAGCAUUCCAGUGACCCUCUUGAGGAUAAGGGGCUAUGAAAUGAUGAUGGAUGGAUGAAUGGAUGAUAAGGAGUAUUAAAGCCUCACUGAAAAGAAAAAAAAUACUUUAUUUUCUAUUUUAUUUACGUUGUAUUUCUUUCCCUUACAGACAUCUAGACGUAAAAUGUACACUUUUUUUUUGUCAAAAAGCAUU